Messenger RNA from Penicillium brevicompactum, 1389 nucleotides. RefSeq names its product D-arabinose 1-dehydrogenase (NAD(P)(+)) ARA2. NCBI's taxonomy places the organism in Eukaryota, Fungi, Ascomycota, Eurotiomycetes, Eurotiales, Aspergillaceae. Gene Ontology annotation, molecular function: D-arabinose 1-dehydrogenase [NAD(P)+] activity. Gene Ontology annotation, cellular component: cytosol. The record is from RefSeq and is a predicted model, not a curated record. Gene Ontology annotation, biological process: dehydro-D-arabinono-1,4-lactone biosynthetic process. Bases 1 to 1389 code for a protein of 462 amino acids. The transcript has a single exon.
AUGCGCCCUUCUACUCCCCUCUCCGCGGCCCUCCCGCCAUUGAUCAUGGGCACCGCAACCUUCAAUUCUCAGUACAACGCAGACCCGUACGCCCUGCCAACGACCGAACUCGUUCAGCGCGCAUUAUCCCGAGGUAUCCGCGCCUUCGAUACAUCACCCUACUACGGUCCCGCCGAAGAACUGCUCGGCCGCGCCCUCGCCACAGAAUUCGUGCAAUCGUCCUUUCCCCGCGAAAGCUAUCAUAUUCUCACAAAAGUCGGUCGCAUAGGAGGCUCUUCCUUCGACUACUCUCCUUCAUGGAUCCGACAUAGUGUGCGCCGCAGUUUGCAGCGCCUGCACACCUCAUAUCUAGACGUGGUCUACUGCCACGAUGUGGAAUUCGUCACACCCGCUGAAGUCCUUACUGCCGUUCGAGAGCUACGCAGCCUCCGAGACCAAGGUCUCAUCCGAUACGUUGGUAUCUCGGGAUACCCAGUCGAUACACUAAGUGCGCUUGCGGAAACAAUUCUUCGAGAGACGGGCGAGCCACUGGAUAUCGUGAUGUCUUAUGCCAACUUCACGCUACAAAACACAAGAUUGCAUUCUCGUGCACUACCCCGACUCAUCGCCGCCGGGGUUGAUGUCGUGCCCAAUGCUUCACCAUUGGGUAUGGGACUGCUGCGCCGUGACGGUGUGCCAAUUGGAUCAAUGGGCGAUUUCCACCCUGCGCCUGAUGCGCUGCGCGCUGCUGUAGCCCGCGCGGCGGUGCGUGCGUCGUCGCAUGGCGAAAAGCUCGAGGUCAUUGCGAUUCGAUUUGCGUUGGAAUCGUGGCUUCGGGUCGGUGCGCGGGCAGGUGGGCUUGGGGCACCGCUUGCGAAGGGCGCAAACGCAGAUCCUGGUUUCUUGUCUGUUGCCAAUCUGGGCACCGGGAAGCGGCUUGGAGUCAGCGUUAUGGGUGUGAGCAACAUCGCAGAGUUGGACGAGACUAUGCGUGUGUGGCACAGUAUCGUUGAUGGGCUAGAGAAUUGGGGUGAAGAUGAUGAUGACUAUUUCAAUACCAAGUUAUCGACUCCGUCAACUCCCGCUCUGGGUGCUGUUCCUACAGCGGAGAAUACCAGCAUUCUGACGCCCGGUGAAGGAGUCACAGAUCGUGCUUGGUCUCGUGCGCGCGGUGCCCAUAUCUUGGAACUCGCGAGGGAGAUCCGAGACGUCAUUGGUGCGGAACUGGUCGAUUAUGUUUGGGACAGUCCGUCGCCUGAUUUUGUCAAUCAGGUGUCCGAGGAGCAUCUUGUUUUGAAGCACCGGAUUCAGGCCGAAGAAAGGACAGGGAAGAUAGACUUGUCUUCUCUUCCACCAAGCGAGGAGGCCAUGCUGACCCCACCGUCAGAUGUGGAGCGGCAGCUUGCAUAG